AUGAUGGACACCGACACGGUGAUCAUCAAUUUGGCUGUCUUUGGCGGGACUCAGAGUGGGAAAAGUUCUGCUGGGAACAUUCUCUUGGGAAGUUCUGACUUCUACAGCAACUUUGCUCCAGGCUCCGUAACCAAAGAUUGCAGCCUGGGCCGCAGUUGUCACCUCCAUGGCUUCAUGCGUCGAGGGGGACAAGAGAUAAGCCUGCAGAUACAGGUAUUGGACACUCCAGGGUAUCCACACAGCAAGCUGAGCACAGGAUGUGUAAAACAGGAAGUGAAGAAGGCCUUGGUGCAUCACUUUGGACAAAAGGGUCUCCAUCUUGCUCUGCUGGUCCAGAGAGCUGAUGUGCCUUUCUUCGGACAGGAAGCAUCUAACUCAGUCCAAUUGAUUCAGGAACUUCUGGGAGAUUCCUGGAAGAAUUACACGGCUGUUCUUUUUACCCAUGCAGAAAAAAUCGACGAGGCUGGGUUGAGUGAAGAGGAAUAUCUGCGUGAGGCUUCGGACACACUAUUAACCCUGCUAAAUUCUGUUCAGCACAGAUAUGUUUUCCUGUAUGAAAAAGGAAGCUUGUGUAAUGGACAAAGGAUUAAAAUCUUAGAAAGAGUCAUGGAAUUUAUAAAAGAAAAUCAUUUUCAAGUUCUUAGUUUUACAUAA
Messenger RNA from Mastomys coucha (southern multimammate mouse), 654 nucleotides. It is a transcript of the gene Gimd1, whose product is annotated as GIMAP family P-loop NTPase domain containing 1. NCBI's taxonomy places the organism in Eukaryota, Metazoa, Chordata, Mammalia, Rodentia, Muridae. The record is from RefSeq and is a predicted model, not a curated record. Gene Ontology annotation, molecular function: GTP binding. The coding region runs from base 1 to 654 and encodes 217 amino acids. The transcript has 2 exons.